ACCCAGCUUUAAUAUGCUGGCUAAAGCUCGUUUUCUUGGGAGAAUUUUAUACAUCUUGCGUCACUUUUACCUAUCAUAAACCGAUAAAAUCGAUAAUCUUUUUCUUACUAACCUGUCCCGGUAGUAUCCGUUUAGCUCCCGUUCCUCUCCGCCGUUCAAUCACCCGACUUUUAAAGGGCGUCCGAUCUCAAACUUUUUUUUUCAAUUUGGACUGUAGCUGAGUGACUCGAAGAAAGCUUGCCUACUAACUCACCCUUUCAAACACGAUACGCGCACGAUACACGGGUCUCGGAUCACCUAACAUACAAACAUCCCUACGAAAACAUUUAAUUCUUUCCUAUGAACUUGCAAUAUUACAACUACCGUUUAACCUCUCGCGGUCCCUACCUAUCCAGGCUACCAUAGCAAUUGUAGUCUGGUUUGUGUCAAAAUCAACUUUCACACACAACCAUACUCAACUACAUUAAACUCGAUUAUUUCCCACAAUGACUAUCUUCCUAGCUUCAUUGUUUCUACCAAAAACUGUCUACUUCAAGCUGCCGGAUGCGCCACCCUCCAUUGAGCGUCAAACCUACCGGCAGAACAACAAGAAGAAAGCAUCGAAACGCCCCCCUCUCGAGCUUCGUACUAGCCUCUUUCCCGACCCCGCUAUCACCCCUCCUAGGACACCCGAUGAGCAAGAUGCCUACCUCGACGAUGGGCUCUUUAUAAACGAGGACGGUCUACGUGUAUUAAACGUAUCGGACGAUGAAGAAUUCAGGGCCCCGGCCGAUAAAGAAUCGCCAAAAUGGGGCGGUAGAGCGAACCAGCCGAAAUCCCGAGCGAAUUCACCACCUCCAGCUUCUCUCCUAGAGCAUGCUAGGACCCUGGAAAAAGCUAAAGAGCUUGGCCGACAAGGAGUUCUCCAACCUCGAUCGAGCCGAAGCGACAGCCACGACAGAGUUUUUGCCCACGCCAAUUGGCGCAUAGUAAAUGCCGACCAAGGCAAUGGUGGCCUCCGUAAUGCGGCUGACGCUGCGGCUCGCGAUGUCCAUGGAGAAGAGUACUCUUGGGUAGGUACUCUGGGCAUGCCAACGGACGCGCUCAAAGGAACGCAGCAGAAGGAUGAUAUCAACGACAGAUUCAUUACCGAGUUCAACAUGUAUCCCGUUUUCUGCUCGGAUAAGGAUUUCGACGGACAUUAUCUACAUUUCUGCAAGCAAAUUCUCUGGCCUGUCUUCCAUUACCAGAUCCCUGAUAAUCCAAAGAGCAAGGCAUAUGAGGACCACUCGUGGCAAUUCUAUGUUAACCUCAACCAAGCAUUUGCAGACAAGAUCGUGAAGAAUUGGAAACGAGGUGACACGAUAUGGGUCCACGAUUAUCACCUGCUCCUGGUACCGGGAAUGAUCCGCAAGAAGCUUCCGGAUGCGAAAAUAGGCCUAUUCCUUCACGUCGCCUUUCCAUCCUCCGAGGUCUUCCGUUGCCUAGCCGUCCGAAAGCAGCUGCUUGAAGGUAUGCUUGGCGCGAACCUGAUUGGUUUCCAAAUCCAUGAAUAUACGCGCCACUUCCUCCAGACGUGUAGUCGACUUCUCGCGGUAGAAGCGACACCCGACGGCAUCCAAUUAGAAGAUCGAUUCGUGAAUGUCAUGAAUCAUGCCAUUGGCAUUGAUCCUGUCAAUCUCAACGCCCACCGCGAGGAUGUGGAGGUAAUGAAGUGGAUUGAGAUCAUGCGAGACCGAUAUAAGGACAAGAAAAUCAUCGUCGCUCGCGACAAGCUUGACCACGUCCGCGGAGUUCGGCAGAAGCUGCUUUCCUAUGAGCUAUUUCUUAACAAGAAUCCUCAAUGGAGAGAUAAGGUUGUUCUGAUCCAGGUCGCGUUAUCUACUGGAGAGAAGACGGAUCUCGACGCUGCUGUGGGGGACAUUGUCACCAGGGUGAACUCAAACUGGGCCAACCUUGCGUACCUACCCCUUGUCUAUCUGAAGCAGGAUAUCCCAUACCCUCAAUAUCUCGCCCUUUUGACAAUUGCAGAUGCACUUAUGAUCACGAGCCAACGCGAGGGUAUGAAUCUCACAUCCCACGAAUUUAUUGUCUGUCAGGAUGGCAAAUACUCUGAGAAAAAGCAUGGAUCUCUCAUUCUGUCGGAAUUCACUGGGACCUCGUCACUUUUUGGCAACAAAGAGUUGACUGUUAACCCAUGGAGCUAUCGACAGUGUUCCGAGGCUAUCAAGCAAGCCCUCGAAAUGUCCGACGAAGAGAAAACGGAGCGAUGGGAUGCACUCCGCGAAAUUGUUAGCCACCAUACUGGAAGCCACUGGUUCUCAAAAUUCUUGUCGUCUCUCGACCAAGUCUAUGAGGAGCAGCACCGCCAUGAUCAAACAUCCGUUCCUCGAUUGAACUUGAACACCUUAGGGCAACGAUAUUCCCAAAGUCAACGUCGGCUCUUCUUCCUCGACCUAGAAGGAACUCUAAUUCCCUACGGCCCGAUGAACGAGAUUAUCCCGAUGAAUCCUCAGCGUACCUUAGAUGUAUUGAAUGAUCUAGUUGAAGAUACUCGUAACACCGUUUACGUUAUGUCUGGACGCCGACCAGAAGAGCUCGAUCGCCUCUUCCGCCUGGUUCCUAACCUAGGCCUCAUAGCCGAAAAUGGAUGCUUCAUCAAGAUUUCUGGGAAGAACUCCUGGGCCGAGGUAGCGGAUCACAACAGGGUCACCGCGUGGAAAGAGGCGGUUAAGGGGAUACUUCAGUACUACCUAGAGCGUACCCCCGGAUCGGAUAUCGAGGAUCGCAACUGCUCAUUGACAUUCCACUACAAGAAUGCCGACGACUACGCAAAUGCGGAGCGCCAAGCAAGCGAUUGGACCGGACAUAUCAACGAAUCUUGCGAGGAGCAACGAGUUCAUGCAACCCAGUUGGAUAACUGCGUUGUGGUCGAAUCAAUCGACUGGACUAAGGAGACAGCCGCCAUCCAAGUCUAUCAAGACACGGUCAAGCAAGCGCGGGAAUCUGAGGAGAACCCUGUAGACUUCCUCAUGGUUAUUGGCGACGGCCGUGAGGAUGAGAAAGUCUUCAAAUGGGCUAACAAUCUCAAUGGUAAUGGCGGGGUAAAGGAUGUUGUCACCGUGAGCCUGGGUAGCCGAAAUACCGAGGCUACCUCGACCCUAACGCAGGGUGUUAGUGGUGUUCUUGUUACACUACAAAAGUUGGCCGGGCUUUCUUAGGAAGAGAGGCGGUUUGUUUCGGCUUCUGCGAUGGAGCAGUUACGCUCAACAUUGCGGUAGCUGGUUGGCACUACUGGGUGCUUCAUGAUUUUAAUUGGACAUGGCGUUGGAUGCGGCUUAGUACCCCUAGUACUAGGUAUUGAUCUAGGAGGGUAAUUCGUAUAUUUCUUUUUACCUAAGCAAAGACUUCCCCUAUAAGGUCCUUGUACCAAAAUUAGGGAACUUAGCAUUAAAAUGGUGUUGGUGAGUUGGAAAGGUCUGCACGUUUUCCCUGGCAGAUCCCAUUUUAGAUCUGUAUUACUAUCCGCCUAAAAGCAAAGAUUUCUUUUUUUCUUUCUUCUCUCUUUUGUCAUGGCGGGAUAUAGAUCGGUCGGACUACAAAAACAACUUAGGCGCCGGUUACGUAGCGACAGGCGCACGCAUGCUACGAUGGGACGACGUUUGGAUCAGUUACUAAUGAACAUUGUUUUUGGUUGAAGAUAUUAUCGGAGGUCUAGAAUGUCCUGUACAUAGAGAUGGUGGUCCCGACGUUCAUUCGCGCGGAUCAGCUACAAGAGUGUACGAAAGAAAAGAAAAUCUCCUAA
This is a messenger RNA of Annulohypoxylon maeteangense, 3784 nucleotides long. Its product is annotated as glycosyltransferase family 20 protein. The transcript has 4 exons. Lineage: Eukaryota; Fungi; Ascomycota; Sordariomycetes; Xylariales; Hypoxylaceae. Bases 486 to 3200 code for a protein of 904 amino acids. Gene Ontology annotation, biological process: trehalose biosynthetic process. The record is from RefSeq and is a predicted model, not a curated record. Gene Ontology annotation, molecular function: catalytic activity. Gene Ontology annotation, cellular component: alpha,alpha-trehalose-phosphate synthase complex (UDP-forming); cytosol.